AUAUGCAAACUUUGCAGUGUUCUCUCCUUUGGAAAAGGCUCAAUAUUAAGGGCUUAAUAUUUCUACAGCGUCCUCGUCUCCUUUAGCUCAGAUCAGCUGUGCCAUCGCAUAUAUAUUGCCACCGUACUAUCGAUUAGUGCCCCGGCAGCGCAACUGGCGGAUGCUACAAAGAAAGCUUGGCUUGUCCUUAUGAUAGCCCAGUUCGGCGUCCUUACUGUAGUAAAUUAUAACGUUCACAAAAAAAUCGAAAUCGUUGUUACAUUUGUGUGCCGUUCAAUAAUAAAGUAAAAUAAUAAUCCGUUUGUUGUUUGCUCUGUUUUUUAUUUUAUUGUAAAUCGCUCGUCUUAGCUAUGGAGGAUGAGACUGCAGAAAGUUAUGUUCUUGACAGAUUUGAUCCUAUAAUGAACGAAAUGCGCAAGAAAAAGGUAUUAUUGGAUUUCGCAUUGGUUAACGAAAACGGUGACGAAGUAUGGGGUCAUAUGCCACUGAUGGCUUUAAUGAGCGAUGUAAUUUUAGAUACUGCUAUGUUCAAGAGUGAAAAUAGAUUGCUGUUGAAAAAUAUAAAUGCUGAAUCACUGGAACAUGUAGUCAACUACAUGUAUACUGCUGAAGUAGACUUAACUCGUGAUAAUUUUUAUAUGAUUUUAAGUGCAGCUACUCAUUUGGAAUUGGAACAUUUACAAUCACUGUGUUGGGAUUUUUUGGCUAAUAAUUCGAAUCGCAACGAAGAGGAUAUCAUUCGAUGCGAUAUCAUUCUCACGGCUUGGUCGAUAGUAGAAGUAUGAUGGUAAAAUAAGUAUUAAUUCGACAUUUUUUUGAACUUCCAACUAUGACUUAUAGUAUUUAACUAAUAGAUUGAUUAGUAUUUUUUUUUUUUUUAUUACAUUAUAAACAAUAUUUGCUGCCAAAACCAAUUACUUCCAUUCUUCUCUAUUAAAAUAUAUUUAGUCUGUUCUCAUCUCAUGCUGUUGUACCCAAUGUCUUUUUCUGGUAUCACGCAUAAUUAUUAAACUUAC
Adelges cooleyi (spruce gall adelgid) is the source of this 1016-nucleotide messenger RNA. Its product is annotated as kelch-like protein 3. Bases 351 to 785 code for a protein of 144 amino acids. Gene Ontology annotation, molecular function: protein binding. The transcript is spliced from 3 exons. NCBI's taxonomy places the organism in Eukaryota, Metazoa, Arthropoda, Insecta, Hemiptera, Adelgidae. The record is from RefSeq and is a predicted model, not a curated record.